Eimeria tenella is the source of this 1017-nucleotide messenger RNA. RefSeq lists its product as uncharacterized. The transcript has 2 exons. The annotation marks the transcript as partial. The record is from RefSeq and is a predicted model, not a curated record. Lineage: Eukaryota; Apicomplexa; Conoidasida; Eucoccidiorida; Eimeriidae.
AUGCAUGCGCGCAUGCACGCAAAGUUGUUGACAGAAGGCGUCCAUAUUGCUGCUGCACUGCAGCAGCGCCGCGCCGCAGCACUGCAGCAGCACGGCGCUGCAGCAGCAGCACGGGAGCAGCAGCAAAGCCGCAGGAGAGCAGCGGCGCAGCACUCCGCCUGUCUGCUGCUGCUCCACAGCGCCAAAACUCUAAGGGCACUGGGGCCCCCCAGAAGGGGCCCCAAGGAGCUUCUGGGAGGCAAAGGUGCAGCAGCAGCAGCAGCAGCAGCAGCUGGUAGCUUCUGCACCCUCCCUCCUAUCAAGCGACGAGCACUGCUGCCCUUUGCUGCAGCACGCAGCUACACCCAAUAUGCAACAGCGGCAGAAGCUGCAGCAACAAGAGCAGCAGCAGCAGCAGCAACGGAGCUUCCGGGGCCGGCCCUCUCGCCAGCAGCAGCAACAGGAGCUGAUGCAGCGCGAAAACUGGCAGCAGCAGCAACAGCAGCAGCAGCAGCAGAUGUACAGACUCGGCCCGCGUGGGGCCUUCGACGCACUUGGAGGCCCCAGAGCGUGGGAAGCGACGCAGCGCAGCAGCUGCAGCAGCUGCAGCAGCUAGCAGCAGCAGCAGCAAACCAACUUAUUGAAUGCACAACUCCCGAAUUCCUUGCUUGGGGGCCCUCGUGGGGCUGCCGUGGGCCCUCGGAGCAGCAGCCUGGGGCCUCCGCAGCAGCAGCAAGCAGCAGCAGCAGCAGCAGCAGCAGCAGCGGGUGGAGCCCUCCGGAGUUCCUGCUGGCAGCAGCAGAAACGCAUGCAACGCUGCUGCACCUCCGGCUUGCAGAUCUGUCGGCGUCGCAGCUUUAUGGUGGCAUUCAGGCUGCUGCCAUUUUGCUGCUGCUGCAGCGCUCGAAGCAGCAGCAGCAGACGCAACAGCUGCUGCAGCGAAGUCACAGCAGCAGCAGCAGCAGCAGCUUGGAGCAAUUCGCAAGGGCCGCCUUUUGUCUGUAUGAAGAAAGACUUCAUGAAGCACCACUCGCAGAU